Nilaparvata lugens (brown planthopper) is the source of this 1797-nucleotide messenger RNA. RefSeq names its product phospholipase B1, membrane-associated. The record is from RefSeq and is a predicted model, not a curated record. Gene Ontology annotation, molecular function: glycerophospholipase activity. The coding region runs from base 314 to 1564 and encodes 416 amino acids. Lineage: Eukaryota; Metazoa; Arthropoda; Insecta; Hemiptera; Delphacidae. The transcript is spliced from 8 exons. Gene Ontology annotation, biological process: phospholipid metabolic process.
UCAGGAGUCUGAGAGUGAUGGAGAGACGCUCCUAGCUUUAGCCAGUUGAGCUUUGAUUUCCCUCGUGUUCAUUCUCAAUAAUUUUUAAACAUUUAUAAAGUUCCUACAGUGCGUAUACAGUGAGUUCAGUGACAGUUUCAAUAAUAAUUAUCACAUUUUGAAUGAAAUUUCUCAGUUUUCGGAUCAGUUUCCGGAGAAGUAAUGAGCUAAUAAUUUAGGAUGAAUACCUGUUGUGAUUUUUAGAGAUAAAAACAAAUUUAUCAGCCAGUUCACAACUUCAAUAUUGUUAUUCAUCAGCAAAAAAGGAUACACUAUGAUACUGAAAUUAUUAAUCGUGACAAGUUUAUUCGAAGCUUGCUUAGCCGCCUCAAAAUACAAAGAAGACGAUCGAAUUGUGCCGAAGUUCCUGAUCAACUGGCUCAGUCCACAAUACAAUAGAAACCAUCAGCGAGUAUUGGAUUUCAUACACAGGGUGUCGGGCUAUGACCCCAAUAAUUUCGAAAUUCUUCAAAAAACUGAUCAGUGGCAACAGGUAAUUGAGAGGUUCCCGUGCAAUACGACAGGGUUUCAGUCGCCGGAGAAACCGACGAGUGUGCAUAGACUGAUGCCGGGGGACAUUGAUGUAGUGGGCUGCCUGGGAGACAGCCUCCUAUUGGCUACCGGGGGUCUUGGCACCAACGUCAUACACACCACUGUUGAUAACAGAGGCAUAGCUUGGGCCUUAGGCGGUCAAGGCACUUGGAGAAAUGUGUUGACCAUAGCCAACAUACUGCGCGAGUACAAUCCAAACCUGGUCGGCUACUCCUAUGGUGACUCUACUACGCAUGCGCGAGCAGCGCAAUUCAAUGUGGCCGAAAUUGGCGCCAUAAGUCAGGACCUUGUUUAUCAGGCCGGUCUCCUGGUCAAGAGAAUGAGGUCGGAUCCAAGGGUGGAUUUCGAGAACCACUGGAAGCUUGUAUUCAUGCAAAUAGGGAACAACGACUACUGCACGCAUAUGUGUUACAAAAAUGCAUCUAUACAGCCUGAACUCCAUCGUAGAGAUCUCACUAAUGUAUUCAAUUACUUGAGAAAGAAUAUGCCACGAGCUCUAGUUGCCCUCGUUAUCAACCCUCAUCUGGAUAAGUUGCUGGAUUACCCCACCAAGCCAGCCUGUUUGAUCUUCCAAACGAUGGUGUGCUCCUGUUUUAGAGGAUUCAAGUUUGCCAGGAGGAAGAAGGAACUGUAUCAAGUGAUUGAGGAGUGGAGAAAAGUUCAAUUGGAGAUGGCAUCUGAUCCACAGUUCACAACAGAUACUUUUGCAGUUAUACCACUCAGAUUUGGUAUAGAUGCAUAUAUACCAACUAUAAAUGGGAAAAUAGAUUUUUCUUACAUGGCGGCUGAUUGUUUUCAUUUCAGCCAAAAAGGCAAUGCUGCUUUAGCCAAUGCUGCUUGGAAUAAUCUAAUUCAACCAGUUGAACAACAACAAACCACUGUUUAUCCUGCAUUUGAACGCUUUGAAUGCCCAUCAAGCAGAAAUCCUUACCUGACGACAUUGACAAAUAAAAACAACCUACUAAUAUCGUAGCAAACGAUGUACCUUCAUGGAUCUUCAGAGAUUGAUAUGGUAUCACUGUGAAAUUCAUGGCAAUUUUAUUGAGAGAAUAUGUCUCAAAGCCGGAACAAAAAUGUAGCUGAAAAAUGCUUUUGAUAUAAUUAAGCUUCAAAGUGAACUGCUACCAAGAUAUAAUAAAGUGAAUCUUUAUUCAAGUCUUUAGUGAAUCAAGUUUCGUACAAAGAACGUAUUUUAGAUAACAUUGA